Molecule: messenger RNA, 2115 nt
Organism: Esox lucius (northern pike)
Lineage: Eukaryota; Metazoa; Chordata; Actinopteri; Esociformes; Esocidae
Product: H-2 class I histocompatibility antigen, Q10 alpha chain
Exons: 12
Coding region: 135-1388 (417 amino acids)
Biological process (GO): immune response
Cellular component (GO): external side of plasma membrane
Source: RefSeq, a predicted model, not a curated record
AAGAGAACAGACACAGGGUUUCCUUGUAGAGAAGGACAGGGAGUACUGUUGUCACAUACUGUGGAUCACCAGAGAGAACGAUAGGAAUAUUGUUUUUAUUGUCAAGCCAUUAAACAUUCAUGUGAGGAUUCAACAUGUAUUUCUUGAUGCUACUGCUUUUUUUGGGGGCACUUUCGAAGGUGGACAGUGACAGAUGGUCGCUGAACUACAUCUACACUGCCCUGUCAAAGCCAGUUGAAUUGCCUGGUAUCCAUGAGUUCACUGCCAUGGGCCUGAUGAAUGACAAACAGAUUGACUACUAUGACAGCGAUGUCAAGCAGAAGAUUCCCAGACAGGGUUGGAUGAAGGAGAAGCUGCCACCAGACUACUGGGAAAAAGGCACUCAGUCCCGUAAAAGCAAGGAGCAGUGGUUCAAAGUCAACGUCAACAUCCUGAUGGAACGUAUGAAGCACAACAACACUGAUGUCCAUAUUCUUCAGUGGAAGCAUGGCUGUGAGGUUGACAAACAGAAUGACGGCACAUUGAGAUUCAUAAAGGGCACUGACCAGUACAGCUAUGAUGGUGAUGACUUCCUGUCCUUUGAUGAUCUCACUAGUCAGUGGGUGGCCCCAGCUGUUCAAGCUCUGCCAACCAAGAGGAAGUGGGACGGGGUACAGAUCCUGAACCAGUACACCAAGGGUUACCUGGAGAAGGAGUGUGUGGACUGGCUGUCCAAGUUCAUGUCAUAUGGGCACCAAGAAUUCAGUAGUGUUGACUCCCCUCCAAAAGUCUAUGCAUUUGCUAAAAAGGCCAGAACUGAGGGACAUGUUCGACUGACCUGCAUGGCAACAGGUUUCUAUCCCAAAGAUGUGGAAAUGCAGAUUAGGAAGAAUGGUGUCCCAUUGACCAAAGAUGAUGGAGUCCAUUCUGAAGGAGUUCAACCCAAUAAUGACGAGACCUACCAGAUCAGGAUGACUGUGCAGAUCCCAGAGGCAGACACAAAUGAUUAUGAAUGCCAUGUUGACCACAGAACACUGACAGAGCCCUUUGUGAAAAAAUGGGAUGGAAAAUGCUGCGAUUGUAGCCAAUCCACAGUUGUAAUCAUUGGGGCUGUUGUUUGCGUGGUGGUCCUCCUGGCCUUAUUGAUCGCUGUUGUGUUUCUGUGGAAGAAAAGGCAAAUAGGGACAAAGAAAGAGAAUGCUAGCAGCAGUUCCACCUCUGGUCAAGGCAGCCAAAACAGUAUAGACAUCGAUGAAAAGCUGCUUAAUGAAGGGACAAAGAAAGAGAAUGCUAGCAGCAGUUCCACCUCUGGUCAAAGCAGCCAAAACAGUAUAGACACCGAAGAAAAGCUGCUUAAUGAAGAUGCAAAACCUGAUGACUCCAGCAGCACUGACUCUGGGUGCCAUUGAAGUUCUGUGAAGGGAACGAGAAGAAAUCCAAAUCCCGUGAAAUCUAGAUGGCGAGGGCCCUCUGCUUGGAAAGGAUGGACCUAAUGUGUGAUUUAUGGUGCUUUAUACAAGAUGUUUUGCACCACGUGUUAUUCUUUCCCAAGUUCUCCCAUAUCACCCCACUCCUCCACACUCGCCACUGGCUUCCAAUGUUUUGUUCCUUUUAGCACUGACUUUGCUCUAAACAAUUACAGUAGUUAAACUGUACUUGCUGUUUACAGGGUGGUGAUUGUCCCAACUAGCUAUCUUAAAAUGAAUGCACUUACAGUAACUCACUCAGGAAUGAAUAGACCUCUAGUCUCAUUGAGUAUGUAUGGGUAUCUGAACAUUGUUAUUUGUUACUUUAUUAUUAGUUGGUCAUUAUGUGAUUAUUCUGUUCCAUAUUACAAUGCUUUGGCUAUUUUAGCCUAGCUCUGUUAUUGUUACAAUCACUACUACUACUGCUUUAGUAACUUCUGAAACCAAAUGUACAACAUUUAUGUAUAUCUAUAAUGGUGGGUUUUCAUUGCUGAUACAAUUAUUUUUCCUGGAAUAGAUAUGAGCUAUAUCAUGUAAAAGUGUAAUGAUAAUUAAUUUGUUAUUCUCUGACCUAAUUUUGAAUUGUGAUUCAUUUACAGUUGUUCUUCCAAAAUAUAAAGGUCAAUAGGGUGAAUUGAUGGUAAAAACUGUAAAGAUUUUAUUAAAAUAU